UCGCAGUGAAAGAACAUCCCUUAACUGCUCUCUCGCAACAAAGAUGGCUUCUGAAAUGAAGGAUAUACUCGUAGUAAGCACUCAGUCGGUGUUAUUACUUCUAUUUUUCACUGGUUCAUCUUUCUGUGCUCCUGCCAUUGAUAAUGAAAUCGUAUACGACCAACGACAAAAUGGGACUGAGAACUACCGCGUACGGAUCAACGACGUGAUAGUAGUGCAUGCGCCCCUGGAGGCUCUCGUGGCCUUGGCGAGUGCGGCCGAUGAGUCCGUGUUGCAACAGCUUGGGCUGGCGACUUCUUCACCUGGAACAACCGGAGCUGACCUCGGAAACACUUCGACCGAGUCAACUUCAGCCGUAACUUUGACAACAGAAAGUAAACCAAAGCAAGGAAGUCAGAAGCCAGACACGAAGUCAAAAUCGAGACUGAUGCUUGCAGAACUACUCUUGCCGUUCCUGAGACGCCUUUGAAGAUGCACCGUACCACCAGCACCACUCAAUAGGGAGACUUUUACGUGUCCGUGUAUCUCUUCAUAAUAUUUAUGUUGUCCAUUAAUUAACAUAACGAGCAUGAA
This is a messenger RNA of Zootermopsis nevadensis, 573 nucleotides long. RefSeq lists its product as uncharacterized. NCBI's taxonomy places the organism in Eukaryota, Metazoa, Arthropoda, Insecta, Blattodea, Termopsidae. The record is from RefSeq and is a predicted model, not a curated record.